This is a messenger RNA of Exophiala viscosa, 9782 nucleotides long. RefSeq lists its product as uncharacterized. The record is from RefSeq and is a predicted model, not a curated record. Gene Ontology annotation, molecular function: cysteine-type deubiquitinase activity; K63-linked polyubiquitin modification-dependent protein binding. Lineage: Eukaryota; Fungi; Ascomycota; Eurotiomycetes; Chaetothyriales; Herpotrichiellaceae. Gene Ontology annotation, biological process: protein deubiquitination involved in ubiquitin-dependent protein catabolic process. The transcript is spliced from 2 exons. The coding region runs from base 265 to 9546 and encodes 3093 amino acids. Gene Ontology annotation, cellular component: cytoplasm; nucleus.
CUUCACUGCUCUUUAUCUCCAGCCGCAUUAUUUCAUCGCCAAGCCACUCUCCUCUCGCCAUCUUUCUUUCACUGCCUCAAAUCUACUCUCCCUAUGUUAGUGAUAGAUCCCUGAACUCUCCCACCUUGAUCACUUGCAGUGCUACCAUCCGUUCCUCCAUCAACAGUAUCUCAUCAUCAUCUGUACCAUGGCAAGCAAGAGCUAGGUAUCUCCUGAAAUCUUGGUCGAGAAGGAGCGAUCUGUGCUGCUGUUGCUUCUGCGACCAUGGCCCCAGCAAGUGAGCAAAGUGCUCAGCGAUUCGUGUACCAACAUGCCUUCCUUCCAGCAGACCUUCCACAUUCCGAUCACGAUGAGUCCGGCGCCGAAUUUCUACUCAAAGAGAUGUCAAUCGCAGCUCAGCAGUUCUAUCGCAUGGGCGCUCGUGAGGCGGGCGACUUCUUACCAUCAAUUGCGAAAUGGCCUGAAAUCUAUGGCAACGGGACACCUUGCGCUGAGACCAUUGUUCGCGCUCUGAAAAACAUGGGAAGCAAAGAUGUUCUCCUCUUCUACAUACGACCGCAGAACGCCGCGCUGUUAGUACGAAACCAGUGGGAUGGCGCUAUCUUCGAGUGCUUCGAGGUCCUGCCAACUACAGGUGCCGUCAUGUCCGCCAAAGACGCCUUGAUACGGCAGUUCCCAGCAAGAGCCAUUUUCCUACCGAAAGAAGUGCUGAAUGAGGAGGAUUUCAUACUCGAGUUGGGAACAGCGAUCCACAAGCUAUCCAUAGAGCAACUGCGACUGGCUAUGGAGACAUCUACGAAGGGGCAGAACACUGUAGCUGAGGAACGCCAAUCGGUACACCCACGAGCGGUCACAGAAUGGCUCUUCGCAAUCCUCAGCUCACGGGGCGAGCUAGCAAACACUCUUACAGUCCACAAGCGUACUCAUGAUGAUGUAUGCUGGAAGGGCACCGACAAGCCGUGGCGCCGCUCUGGUGUUUACCUAUCGGCCCGUGUGGCAUUUCAAACUGUGUUUCACAACUCUGCAGCUGCAGACAUACGACAUUCGUUCUACAAAAACUACAUGCUGUUUCUCCUUUGCCGAUUGACGAACGCGAUAUUGGCUGUCAUGACUACGCCUGAUGUUCUGCAUGUCAUGCGGGUGAAACUUGCAAGACGCAAUGCAAAGCUUGGAUCUGCCACACUGCCUUUUGUACAACAAUCUGUACAUCAGACCUUGCGGCGACUGAAUGAGGCUAUGCAAAUUCAGUGGCAGCAGGUCAUUGCACAAGAAGAUUCUCCGAUGUUGCCAAUACCUGUGGCGGAUGUUUCACCUGAGUUGACCCUGAAGAACAGUCGCAGCACGCUGCAAGACAUCUGGCAACGUUCCAAGACAAGCUGCUCUUACAGUGUCAAAUCGUUCAGUCCCAAAGCUUGCACCUCAGUACAACUGGACCGACGCAAUUUGCCAAGUCCCGGGGUGUUUGGUGAAUCUGGCGACCUACUAUCGUGUCUAGUCGGUGUUGAGAAAUGGGUCGCUGACAACUUGACACCAUGGUCCGUUGUGAAUAAGACCAGAGACUCUUGCACCACACUGGCGGCCUUUCUCAAAGCCUAUCAUACAUCUGCCCAUUCAAAAUACAAGGAUCAUCCAGAGCGCACGUCCGUCAUGUUACUUACAAUGUUUGAACUGUGGGUCGCUCUGGACACCAUCGUGACACAUCUGCAACCGUUGUUGCUUCAAUAUCCGCCAGAGAUGGACACCAAUGUUUUCUGGCCUUUGUUGCUCCACAGCAAGUCUGAGUUGGAGCGACUGGCCCGCGUCGAGAGCCACAUCUCUCGGCGCCGGGACAGAUGUGAGACGGUCUGUCCUUCAAUGUUCAGCGAUCCCUCACCGAUCUGCUUUGCCGUCAGAUUCUAUGAUCAGUCAGAAGGUCACGUCAAGCUAUGCACGCAGAUCGAGACUGAGGCUCAGUCAGCCAGGGAGGCUAAAGAGGCUGAGUGGAACUCGAGCAAGGCUCGAUUUGAAGAGCUCUUGCGUGACGUGGCUGGUAGAGAGCAUGGCGUUUACAUCAUACCGCAUGGAAGGAGAGCAGGUACUUCCACACACUGCCGAUACUGUACUAGGUGCAGACUAGAGAAAGAGGCACAUAGCAUCAAGAUCGCGAAGCACGAAUGGCCACUUCCCGAGGACGAGACGAUCAAAAAGGCCGUCAUAUUUGAGCUGACACCUCCUGAAGAGAUCAUACGUUGGCGCGACAUCACCUGGUAUCUGGUUCAUGACAUAGCCAGAAGCGACGUGCGAGGGUGUAGGCUAUUGCAACAGCUCCUCUCAUAUCCACCGCUUCAUCGACAUGCUCAACACCAAGCGAGACGAGUGACGCUUGCGUCAGCCGUCAAACCAAUGCACAGAGCACAUUUUUUCAAGGCUGGACUUCACAUUGACGAAAUCUUUGUAAAGAAUGGUAUGCACAUGCAGAUGAACGACUCAGCCAAGGGCUUUGUAUGGACUGCGGAGCAAACCCAGACACCACAGUUGCACAAGCACUGCACCUCAAAGCUUCCAGCAGCUAAGGGCUCGCAUCUGGCUGAGUACGUCAAUGGUACGAGCCAUACUCAGAACAUGGUCAUUGCGAGUCAGUCAAGCUGUUCACCUGAUAUGAGUCAGCACGAACAUCUCUUGUUUGGUUCACUACGCUCUGGUGAGAGAUUGCAAUUCAUCAAUAUCUUGGGAGCCAUCAAGUCAUGCGAAAUCGACCUAAACUCAUCGGACGUUUCCCUGCUUUUCCUCCACGCGACCUCCCAGGUUGGCAACCCAGCUGAUACCAGGUCACGCUUUCUGCGCGAAAGUCAACUCGACCUUGCAAAUUCAUCCUUCUGCCACUCACUGCUUGAAGCAAUCAGCUCUCGUUUCGCGACUAUAGAGGCCAACUGGAAGGAAGCGACGGCCGCAAUGGUGUUUUUGAGAUUGAUCUCCAAGAUGCUAUCAAUGAAGCCCGAUAUGGCUGAAGAGUGUAUGGAUUUGCUCCUCCGGAUUCGCCAGGCCAGUCUAGACUGGGUUCGUCAACUCGCUGACCUUCACACGGAGAAGAGAGGCACGGCCGAUGCUGGAGCUUCUCUCACUGAUAUCUCGCGGCAGAUCGUGAAGUGUUGUAUCCUGAUGCGUCGGACAUACGCCGUGUAUGAAGAUCUCCUGACGCCUAGGUGGACCGAAUCUAUUUGUGUUGAGGAUUAUGUGGAAGUGUCCAUCCAUCUUCAUAAUCACCUGAAUCGACGAUCCAUCGACAACGCCGAGGUAACACUGCGAUACGACAUUCUGAAUGAUGAGUACGUAGCUCGGUCCCUUCAGGCACAAUUGCUUGAGCUACUGCAAGUGGACGACGGAAGGUUUUCGCGAGGCAUUCAACGCUUCUGGCCAUCUGCGACGUUCGAAGGUGACUGGAGGAUUGUCAUCGAGCGUGAUGCCAGCUGGAUCGAGAACAGAUGCCGCUCAAGGUCUGUACACUUCAAUCUUAUUACUGGCAGUCUGCUUGUCAGUGGCCAGCCACUAUCACAGCUCCCCACACAGUAUAGAGACAACCCACUGUAUCGCAGCAUCUUUGGCGGACUGGAUCUCGACGUUUUCACCGCGGACGUGAACGACAUGGAGUACAUGUCCAGGACUUUAUUCGAAGGCCAUCGCGUCUAUUUACGACUUCACAACGGAAAUAUGCUCAUUCGUUCUCAACAUGGCGACGACAAGUAUGAAGCCGUUCCGAAGGAUAUCUUCCUCGGGGACCUGCCAAAGAGCACUCUCAAAGACAGUAUUCCUUGGAUGUGUCUAGGUGAUGGCACAAUUGCCUUCCGAAGCACGUCGCAUCCGUGGAAAUCUCUCCCGGCCGACUGGGUGCUACAUUUAAAUGUGGGAACGAGAAGCACAACAACCAUGCGGACCGAUCAGGCCUUCUUGAUUGAUCACGCGAGCGCCCUUGGAAGUGCCAUUUGCUCUAUCUUUCAAGCUUUGGAAGAAAAGGAUCAUAUUCUCAUCUCCAAAUGUCAAGGUACUACCAUCGAGAUCUGGCUCCCGCGAUUCAGACUGCAUUUCUAUGUGAACUAUGCAGGUGAGCUUCAAUGCAGAGAGCUUUCUGCUGUUGUCGACCGCAAUCAAGCAAUUGGUACUUUGCACGGUUUACGAUCCCGAUUGGUAUUGCGCGCUGUUGGAAAGAGAGAAUCCAACCUUCGAACAGUGUUGAUUCCCGAUGGCGACGUGGUUAUCUCCCGAGACUCACCCCAUGUCAGAAUCGAUAUCCGCCUAAGUGACGCCGAUUCUCUAUCCUUCUCACAACUCCAGAUCGACGAGCGGCUUGGCCAGCUCAUCAGUCCAGAUCUGGAGUCGCAUAUCUACAAGACCUAUCUCCACGCGAUCACAAGUUUUCCAGAGCGCGAUACUCUCACUGGUCGUACUGGUACAGAGGAGAGCCUGUUUGGCCUAUCGGAUCCUAUCAAUUUGAUUUCCGUCCCACUCUCAGAACGUGCACAGAAAUGGUUGAAACUAAUAGCUGGGCUUUCACCACGGCGAACAUGGUAUCCCGCUCAUCUGCGGCUAAUGCGAACAGACUCAUUCCAUCCAACACUCUCUCGCUACGCACAGAGAGAUACUUUCUUCGGAAUGGUGGACGAGAUCUUUCAGCACAACCUCAAAUCCACCUUUCUGUACGAGAAUGCACCUCGGCCUCCUUCGUACUCCACACAGCCUGCCGACCUACUGCUAUUGGAGAGGUCUCAUCAUCGCAAUCGCAGACAAUAUCCUGCUGGUUCUGUGGGAUCUAGAUCAUUUGUCGUGGAGGAUCAGCCAUACUAUUCGCGGGAUCAAGACCUCAGUCAGGAACAGACGACCGCUGCUGCUAUGGCUGCACUUGUGCAAGCUUGGCCCUCUACAUUCGAUGUUCAAUCCCUCAAACCAUUGUUGCAGCAAUGGGAGCAGAUAUCGGGCUUCAAAGAAGAUUUUGAGGACAUGUCACUCUCUAAGAUGUUGUCCGAAGGGUUGAAGCAACAAUUCGCUCCCCUGUUUAAUCUCUGCAGAUCACCCUUGGUUUCGAAGCAGCGACUUGUCUUCGUCUUAUCACUUCUUACAUUUGGACAACCACACAACGCUUCCAGACUGAAUAUUCUCCUGGCCCUUGCCAUCUCACCAGCAUUAAAGGAUUUGGCUGAAUUGGAGCACAAUUCGUACGACCUGAACGAGGGGCAUGCAAUCGACCACCAUGACAUUUCGCUAAUUGUUGAGUGGUGUAAGAAGGAAUUCACACCAAUCCUCGGUCGGUACAAAUCCUAUUCCGACCAGCUCACGGCCGAGAAAUCCCAAAGAGAACAGUUCGAGCGACAUCUGGUUGAGCAACGCCAGAAGAUUUCUACCGCAGCUAGGUCUUCCUGGCCAAAUGACUCUUUCGUGCUUCCGCCUCACGACGAACUGGAUUGCUUUGAUUGUGUUACGUUGCAACAGCUCUUGGACGCCCAGUUCGCAAAAUGGCAUAAGAACCAUGUCUUUAUGUUUCAGCUGACAGCCUUUGAUCGAGGGAUCGCGACAGUCAAUCGUCCAUGGUCUGGCCCUUCUAUAGGGAACAAUGUCCUCCACUUUUAUCAAAUCGACCAUACGCGAAAACAGCAUACCCAUUUCUCACUGUUGGAAACCAUGCUUUUUGUGGAUGUCAGCGAUUCAGACUUUUCAGACUAUGAGCCUAGUCUUCUGGACGGAGACCUCACUCAGACGAUCUCCUCCAGAGAGCAUCAACAGGUACGAAGUGUUACAGACGCAUCGCGUGACUCGCGAGAACUGGAAGGGAUCAUUGACGAUCUAAACCGUGGCUUCGGCGCUGUGGAGAAACGCCAUACUCAACUUUUACGCGAAAGCAUCGCAGCCCUGGACACCAAGACUGCUGAGGUGAAAACCAGAUUCCGGAUCCCAAGAUCUCAGAUUUUGAGCAACAAGGCGGCUGAGGUAAAGAAUCGCAUUUCCCAGCUCAUAGCCCGCUGCCGCGAAUUACUUCAGCCUCGCUCAGAUGCUGAACUCGGCCUUAACAUGGCGGGUCUCUGGCCCCAGGUCAAUGAGAUGAAUCUGCUUCAACUGCUUACAGCACAACACAGAGACCGUGUUCCAUACCCUUGGAGACACGUUCUGAUAUCUUUCGCGCGGGAGGUGACCGCUAUCCAGCGUGUAGAGCGUAUUCAGCGACACCUUGCUGUGGAGGAUGACUUUGCUCUUCAGCGGGAGCUAGCCAACCGCGCCCAUGCAGCAUGGUCCAUCGAAGGCCAUCCAGAUUGGCUCCUGCUCGAAGUGCAGAACAACCUGUUGAUUCGCCCUGUGCAGAUAUCUGUUGCAUACGAAAUCAUGAAACCAGACAACGGCCUUGUCUUGUUGGGAAUGGGAGAGGGGAAGACCUCAGUCAUCUUGCCGAUGGUGGUCACUGCCCUCGCAAAAGGCUCGCAUCUCGUUCGAGUGGUUGUUCUCAAACCUCUGGCCAAUGAGAUGCUGCGGCAACUCUCCAGAAGCCUUUCUGGUCUCUGUGGGCGGACUGUUUAUUAUCUCCCCUUCUCCAGAUCUACAUCAAUGAAGGCGCAGACCCCUGACCAGUUGUUGAACCUCUACCAGGAGUGCUGUCAAAAACAAGGUGUCCUUCUGAGCCUUCCGGAACAUCAGAAUUCUUUCCGACUGGUCGGAGCUGACCGCCUGAGCAGUGGUAACACGGGUCUUGCCAACAAUCUCAUCCGAGUUCAGAAGUGGCUGGAUUGUAACGCACGAGACAUUCUGGACGAGAGCGACGAGCUUCUCAAGCCGGGCUACGAACUUGUCUACACCGAUGGCGAGGCGAACCUCCUUUCAGGCGCUCCCGAUCGCUGGACUAUAGCCUUGGAAGUGCUGACUUUGAUCGCAGAGGUCGCCGUCAGACUACACGAAGAGCAUCCAACAGGUAUCGAAUAUGAGAGGAGAACUGAAGGCUCCUUCCCACAUGUCCGUGUCACCAGCGAUGCAGGCGCCCGUGCACUGACAGAAUGCCUGACUCAGAAAGUCGUUGAGGGAAGAUUGUCCAGCUUGCCUCUUGGCCACUGUGAUGACGGCAUCUUGAAGUCCCUCCACUCGUUCCUGCACGAUAUAGAUGUGGACGGCGAAACAUGUCAGAAGAUCACUAAGCAUUUCCAGGCCUCAGCGCAACUGGAUGUUCUUUACGUCGUGCGUGGACUGAUCUCGCACCACAUUCUGACACAUGCCUUCCGCAAGCGAUGGCUCGUGAACUAUGGGCUAGAUCGCUCGCGCUGCUUGUCCGCGGUGCCGUAUCGUGCCAAAUCCAUACCAUCACCGAGCGCUGAGUUUGCACAACCAGAGAUGAUGGUGACUUUGACAGCUUUGUCGUGGCUCUACACCGGGCUUCAGCGUUCAGACCUGCGAAAAUGCCUUCUGAUUCUGCUGAAAUCCCCAGAUCCUUCCGAUGAAUACAGCACUUGGGUGCGACAGAGCACACUUCCCGACAAAUAUCGGAACUCAAGCUCUAUCAAUCUCGAUGAUGCUUCCUUCCUUGAUGAUUUGUACGAACAGCUCAAAGACAAUCAAGCCGUAAUUGGUUUCUUUCUCAAGUACGUCGUCUAUCCGCGUGAGGCCAAGGAAUUUCAACACAAGCUGUCUAGCAGUGCUUGGGAUUUAUGCGCAGACGAUGGCGGGAAGGUGACCUCCGGAUUCAGCGGAACGUGUGACAGCAGAGUACCCUCAACCUGUUUUCAGAAGGAUCUAGAAGAUCUACGACACUCUACAGCGAUGACCCUGACUACCCUUCUUCGCAAAGACAAUCGUCGAUAUGUCUACGCCGCAUCCGCCUCCGGCCAGCGGCUGUGUACGGAAGAACUUCUUAGCCUCAUUGUCGAGCAGAAUCCAAGUCCGUCGGUCAUAAUUGACGUUGGUGCGCAGAUCUUGGAAAGUAACCAGGAUGUUGCAGCAAAGUGGUUGGCAAUGUGCACAGAAAAGAUGGCUGCAGUGUUUUUCAGCGCCAAUGACGAGAAGAUGGUCCUCAACCGGGACGGAACUGUUGAACGAUUUGUGUCGUCCAUAUUCAAAGACGAGAUCAAGUCUUGCCUUGUUUAUCUUGACGAGUUUCAUACUCGAGGGACGGACUUCCAGUUUCCUGACCGCUUUCAGGCUGGUGUGCUCCUUGGGCCAGGCCUCCUGAAAGACAGCCUGGCACAAGCGUGCAUGCGCAUGAGAAAGCUGGCAGUCUCACAGUCAGUGACAUUCUUUGCCCCACCGGAAGUCGACAACAGCAUACGUGCUCUCUUGAAGGAUCCUCCAGUUAGCCUUGAUAGCUCACACGUCCUACGCUGGGCCAUCAACCAGUCGUGCCAAGCGCUAAAGGGUCAGACAAUGAUUUGGACCCUGAGAGGACUUUUGCAUAGUCGACGUCGCGUCGCGGCUGCCAGACAUCUAACAGAAGAUGGAAGGGUCAGAAACUCUGAUAAGUAUCUCGCCACAAUCCGAGAACGUGAGAGCCGACCUGUCUCUGAAAUGUAUCGGGCAGGAGACGUACUAGAGAGAAAGCUUCCCUUCGAGCUCUCCGCACAUGAGAAGGACGAUAAGAUCAUGAAAGAACUCCUGUUGGAGUGGGAGAGUACAGAAGCGACGAAUCUCAAGGUCUGCGGGAUUGAGGAAGAACAGGAGCGGGAGGUCUUGCACGAGAUCGAACAGGAGCGCGAAGUGCAGAGACCUAGGAAAGUCUAUCCGGCAACUCCACAAGUCUGUGAGGAGCUAGAACAUCUCAUACGAGAAGGGACGGUGCCACAGAACUCGGCAGGCCUCUGUCCGGCAUUCGAGGUCCUCACGAAGACAAAACUUGCUUCGCAAUAUGUUCGCGUCGACUGGCCCUUCCACAUCCUUGUGACACCGGACUAUAUGGAGACAGUUCGAAUUUCAACACAGGAUGACUUCCUACGGCCAGUGCAGUGGGUCUUGCGAGCGAAGAGGAUCAAGCAACCAAUCAUAAUCAGUGCCCAUGAGGCAAACGUCUUCCUUCCGAUCAUCAGAAAGAGUAACCACGCUACUCUGGUCCUUUAUCAACCACGAACUGGAAAGUCUAUGGCGCCGUUUGAUUGUCUAGCGGUGUACAGAGUCCCCAAGACCCAGGGCGAUCUCGGCAUAUCGCCUCAGACGGUUGCUGUGCUGAACCUGUUUGCUGGCCAACUGUACUUCACUACUUUCGAGCACUAUCAACACCUGUGUGAAGUGAUUGGUCUUUGGGACGGUGUACGCCCUCUACCAAAUUCGCGAGAAGUUGCUAACGACAAUUACGUGUCUCCUUCUUGUCGAGAGGUGAAUGGCUGGACGGGGUGUACGUUUAAGGGCAGCCCUGUGAAGAUGUUGAAGGAGUUUAUCGGCAUGCGCAGAUUGGGGAUCGAAUGGAGCCACACUCAGAUGGGUAGAGUGCUUUCGGGACGAUUCUUGCGCAAAGAGGAAUUCGAGGAUGGUUUGGUUGGUGGCAUGACAAGACUGGAUAUGCAGGGCGCUGGGAAUGGAGAGGUGAAAAGUGAAAAUUGGUGCGAAGUCGCUUGAGGGCUUGCUUGGGCUUGGGUGGGCCUGAGCAAGCAUGGUAUCUUGGUGAAAAGUGUUUCUUGCAUUUCAUGUUGGAGUACAAUUGGGUUUCUAUGCGAACAGAUGGGCUAUCGAUGCCAGGUCCGGUCUUGGAUUGAGAAUAUCUUGGAGCUGGGAGGAGAUUCUCGGCCCUUCAGAAAUUGGUCCGGCUUGGAAACGAGAAGAUAGGUAGCGCAUCGAGAAAAGUCAAGAGAACA